AGACAAUUAUUACAUGUAAGAUGUGUAGAUAAAGAUAAAACUGGAAACUACUGUGAAAAUGAUUACACAAUUAUUAUUUUCCGAAGCUGUGAAUAUUUUCCCACGGCUAUAAAUCAUGCGAGAGACAUAUCAGUGGUGUUGAUACGGAUUUACAAUAAAGUGUAUGGACUUUCAAAAUAAUGAUGUGGGCGUUCGGCCCUACAAUAGCACCGAAACAAACAAAUAUUGCGAGAGUUUGUGGGAAGCCCGCAUAGUGCGCCGACGAUGGCAGUGCGGUGCGCAGCCCGCAGCAGCCGACGCGAGGGGAGCCCGCAGCGCUCGCGGCCCGCGGUGCCCGGGGGUGUGGCUGCGCGGCGCUACCAUUGGUGUCCCGCCGAGCUCGCGCCGCUGUCGUAAGCGCCCGCUCCACGUACUCAAAUCUGUCUCCUACGGCGGCACGCUACGACCCACAAUUGCACUCGCACUCGCGCUCUCGUCUCUCUCGGACGCGCUACUCAUUGGCUCAAAACCUACAUCGAGCGACGUAUUAUGGUAAUAUAAAUUGACCAACCGUAGAGCAAAUUCGGUUAGUUCGUUAAAGUUGAUUAAAGCCAUUUAACCGGGACGGACACGAGGAUACGAACGGCGCGAGCGUUCGUCGAUCCCGGGGGUUUGGUUAAAUGAAGUCAAAUUGUUUAAUAUCGGAGUAGAUAAAUCUGAGUGUCGCGUUCGGUCGGUGGAGCGAGCUGCGCCGCGACGGAGCCGAGCGAGGUGCGCGCCGAGGUAGCGGGCCCGCCGCCGCCCGCCGCCGACGGCUACAUGUACGUGUGCGAGGGCGCCGGAGCCGGCUCGCGCUACGAGUGCUUCGAGCCCGGCCACCACAUGGAGCAGCCGCCCUUCGACGACCACAUGUUCGCCGAGUUCCCCAAGGAGCGUCAGGUGCAGGUGGUGGUGGGCGAGAUCGGCGAGCUGUACCGCGACGAGCUGCCUGUGUUCGCGCCCGCCGCCGACCACAAGCGCAAGGAGGAGCCCAUGCUGCUGCAGGCCGUGGAGUCCAGCCCCGUGCCGCACGCGCCGCCGCCGCCGCCCCCGCCAGCUUCCAAGAAGAGUGACAAGAAGAAGAGCGACAACAACGGAAUCAAGAAAAAGAAAACGAGGACCACUUUCACGGCAUAUCAGCUUGAGGAGCUAGAGCGAGCGUUCGAGCGCGCGCCGUAUCCUGACGUGUUCGCACGAGAAGAGCUGGCUCUUAAACUUAACUUGUCUGAAUCACGAGUACAGGUUUGGUUCCAAAACCGAAGAGCAAAAUGGCGUAAAAGAGAGCCUCCACGCAAAACAGGGUACAUCGGUUCCAGUUCACCGAGCUCUACGACGUUAGGCGGCGGAUUCUCCGGCAUCGGCGGCAACUUGCCCGCCUUCCCGCAGAACGGCCUGCCCGCACCGGCCGACUCCUGGUCGUACCAGCACUCCUACGAACUAUCCUCGCAUCAUUUGUUGUCGUCUAGUAGUGGCGGAUACCCGGGCUUCAAUGCCCAACCAGCUCCAUACUCGUAUACGACCGUCCUCAACGGGCACGACGGGCAGAUGUUCGCGCCGCGGCACUCAUACGAGUACGGGGAAGGCAGUCCGCCGCCGCUGGGCGUGCGCGACUACCCGAUGAUGGCGGCGCACUCGCCGCAGAUGGAGCCGCACGCGCACGACGAGAAGCUGGAGUACCGGGCGCACGAGCACGAGGACAAGUACUCGGCGUGCGCGCUGCAGGACGAGCCGCGGUACGCCGCGCCGCCCGAGGACUACGACAAGUGCGCGCUCGUGUCGCACGACAAGCACUACGAGAUGGAGCGCCACUCCGACCUCACACAACCCGUCGUCGUCAAGAUGGAGCCCAGCACCGGACAGGCAUACACCACGCUGCCUCCUUUUUUGAAUUGAAAUACUCCUUUUCGAAAUUAUCCUAGCGUUAGUUAGCGAGUGUAAUUUCGAAAGGGAGUAUUAGCAAGUAUCUCAAGUAGCAGAUAAGUAGAUAUGAACGUAUAUAAAUAUAUCUUCUGUUUUGUUCUCAUUUUUUUAAAUUAGUGCAUGUUAUCUACAUUUUAUAUGAAUUAAUUCACUGAAUAUACCUAUAUCAAUUCAGGAAUGAGUUCAUAUAAAGUAGAAAAAUAAUAUUAUUAGACUAGGUAUUGAUUCAUAAAUUCCACGUAAUUGGUAUGCCAAAGUAGUUUAAUUUUUGUAUUUUUGUAGUUAUAAAAUUUUGCUGCGUUUUAAAGUUAUCUGUCGCAAUAACUGUAAAUAAUGUUUUAAUUUAAUAUUAAUAUUAGAUGUAAACAAAUGUGCCUCUUUACAGUUAAUUUUGUUUGUAGGUUUUGUGUAAUUUAUAAGCUACGAAUAGUGUGUACCAUCCGUUAGGGUGCUAGUGAGGGGAUCUUCUAUGGAAUAACUACUGCUCGCAUAUACGUCGCUUUGAAGGCCGUGGUUCGAUCUCAUUAGCAACUUUACGGGUAGUCUCUAUUCAUUGAGUAAAGUACUCGUAGACUUCGCUUCUCGUGCAUUCCUUGUGCCUUAUCUUGAUAAUGCUCGUUAUCAAUAUUGUUCCACCAAUAUGAUAUUACAUAUAUGAUACAGCAUCCUUUGUACGUAUAAGUUAGAUAAGUCCUCGUAUAAAUUCUAUUUUUUCCAAAAGAAGAAAUAAUUUAGAUAGUAGUGUGUAAAUAUAUUUUGAAAACGUGAACAGUUCGUGCCAAAAAUUAAGUAGGAAAACCCAGAAAAUGGGUCAGCAUCCAAUAGGUGCUUAUACUUUAGACAUCGACAAUUAGAUAUUAGAUUAGUAAUAAUUCUCAUUUUUAUUUAUUUUAUUAAAAAUAUAUAUUUAAUUCUUUGUUUCCCAAUCUGCAGUCUUCUGAAUCAGAGACGUCGUUAUUUAGAAUUCGCAUAGGUAUUUCUAAGAAAUUCACAUUUUAUAAUCAUGUGAUUCUCGUACAAGUGUCUGUUUUGUGGUGAAUGCUUUAAUUAAUAUCUUCUUAGGAAUAAUCAGCAACGAAAUAUCAACAUAAAAAUACUAAUAGUUUAUUGUAUCUAAAUCAAGAUAUACAUACAUGAACGAAGCUCGUUACAUUAAAUGUGCACAUUUUGAGACAAAUAAAAAAUAAUAAUUAAAAAGCAUAACUAUUGUUGCUGAACAUACCUACGUUUUGUUGCAACUAGCUUUUAAAUUUUAGAUACUAUUUUAUGUAUGAAUAGCCAGGUUAUAUUUGUAGGAUAUACCUGAGUAAAUAAAUUAUAAAUCAAUUAAGACAUAAGAGAAAACAGAAGGGGAUAAUAUUAUGUUUCAUUCCCAUUUAUCGAAUCAGAAGGUAGAUAUCAAGAUAUCAAGAAGAUAGAUCAAAAUUUUGAAAAAUAUGCAAAAUAAGAACAGCAAGAAAUGAUGCUUAUGUCUGGACGGGGUUGAAGGCUCUUUUGUUGAGUUAGAUAUCUUUUAGAAAUAAAAUUGUCUACUGCGCAACUAAACCGCCAACUUCAAGUUUGUUAUAAUAAGAUACGUCAUCUUUUCAAUAGGUUUGUAGGAAUAAGAUGCAAAAUCUAUUAAGGGACCAAUGUAAUAUAAUUCAUUUGAAAGACAGGUCUGCUAACAACGAAUAUUUAGCAGGGUAACUAUAAAACUAAUUAGAAAAAUAAUUAAGUAAGAGUUAUUUCCCAUUCGUGUGUUUACUUUAAUAAAGCAUUUAUAUUAAGUUAAUGUUAAGUUAAAAGAGCAAUAAGCUGGAUAUUUUGUAAUAUUUAAUUGUAAGGAAGACGAGAAAUUAUAAUACAAAUGUGCUUAAA
Molecule: messenger RNA, 3798 nt
Organism: Helicoverpa armigera (cotton bollworm)
Lineage: Eukaryota; Metazoa; Arthropoda; Insecta; Lepidoptera; Noctuidae
Product: homeobox protein aristaless-like 3
Exons: 3
Coding region: 799-1911 (370 amino acids)
Biological process (GO): regulation of transcription by RNA polymerase II
Molecular function (GO): DNA-binding transcription factor activity, RNA polymerase II-specific; RNA polymerase II transcription regulatory region sequence-specific DNA binding
Source: RefSeq, a predicted model, not a curated record